Colletotrichum orchidophilum is the source of this 798-nucleotide messenger RNA. RefSeq lists its product as uncharacterized. The transcript is spliced from 2 exons. Lineage: Eukaryota; Fungi; Ascomycota; Sordariomycetes; Glomerellales; Glomerellaceae. The coding region runs from base 1 to 798 and encodes 265 amino acids. The record is from RefSeq and is a predicted model, not a curated record.
AUGAUGACUUGCAACUUUAACCCAUUUAUUCUCCCGAGUGGAUUUCUGUCUCAAGACAAGAGCAUACGCACUCUAGUGAACACAACUUGCUACACCAUAUUCACCUCACCUCACUUACACAAGACACCAGCUACCAGCAACGACGAUCCCUUACCAUUACACUCUCGGAUCAAAGUCCCAAGAAUAUACAAUGAAUUCCAGUCGCUUGACCUUGAACAAAUCCGCUCUCGAGAGUACCACCAAGGACACUUCCGCCACUGCUGUUAUAGCGCCUCGUCCUCCAACACGGAUCUGCCUCAACAACGAGCCAAGCGUCGUCGAGACUGGGGCCUGGCCCCCAAGGACGUUUCCGUCUCCUCCCCCCAGUCCAAUACCAAGUACCGCAGGCCUCGCUCCUGGAGUUCUCGCCGGUCUUCCACGUAUUCUUCCGAGGGCUCUGGUAUCAUCUCCAUCGACUCUCCGGACAGCGGCUACUCUGCAGACGAUGAGUUCGCCUUCGACGACAACGAGACCGUCACCCCUCUCUUCAGCGGCGAGAUUCUUGUUGAGAACGUAGAGGAAAACCUCAUGUUGCCGCCUCUUUCCCCUGCUCAGUCCGAUGAUGUCUCCAUUGUGGAACACACCGUUAGUAACACCUGGGAUGGCGGAGAUGAUCACGCCAUCACUCACGUCGAGUUCCCCUACUCCGACACAGAAUUCUCCACCGCAAACGACGUGCCCGUCGCGAGACCGAGCUUGUCUAGCUACAAGAAGGACGACAAAUGGAUCAUUCGCAUCUUCGUACCCCCUUCAGCCUAA